Molecule: messenger RNA, 1446 nt
Organism: Juglans microcarpa x Juglans regia
Lineage: Eukaryota; Viridiplantae; Streptophyta; Magnoliopsida; Fagales; Juglandaceae
Product: protein PMR5-like
Cellular component (GO): Golgi apparatus
Molecular function (GO): O-acetyltransferase activity
Source: RefSeq, a predicted model, not a curated record
UUUGAAUAGAGCUUUCCAUCUCUCCUGGCCUUUUUAUAGCAAGUGGUACCUCUCUCCCUCUCUCUUUUUGGUUUGCUUUCUCAUCCCUGCCAAAUAGCCUCCAUAAUGGCUCUUUCCUGUCAAAAUUGUUGCUGUCUUUUUGUGUCAUGUUUAACCAUUCUAUGUCUAGUACUUUUGGUUCAACCCCAUCUAGCUUUCUCAGCUCUCCUAUACAGCCUCAAAAACCACCAUAACCACAAUCACCAAAUACGACCCAUGAUCCAAGCCAACCAAAGCAAUUGUGCAUUGUUUGCUGGCACCUGGGUUCGUGAUGACACAUACCCAAUAUACCAAUCUUCUAACUGUCCAAUCAUAGACCCCGAGUUCGACUGCCAAAUGUUCGGUCGGCCGGACUCCGAUUACCUCAAAUAUCGAUGGCAGCCCCUCAACUGUGAGCUUCCAAGAUUCAAUGGAUAUGAAUUUUUGCUGAAAAUGAGAGGGAAGACAGUGAUGUUUGUGGGUGACUCACUUGGACGGAAUCAAUGGGAGUCUUUGAUUUGCAUGGUUUCAGCUGCAGCUCCCACAACCCCAACACAAAUCUUCAGAGGCGACCCUCUCUCAACCUUUAAGUUCUUGGACUACAGUUUGUCCAUAUCAUUUUACCGAGCUCCAUAUCUGGUUGACAUAGAGAUGGAACAUGCAAAGAGAGUUCUAAAGCUGGAGAAAAUCUCCGGCAACGGCGACAUUUGGCAGGGCGUUGAUGUGCUGUCGUUCAACACUGGUCACUGGUGGAGCCACCAAGGGUCCCUCCAAGGGUGGGAUUACAUGGAAUGAGGGAAAUAUUACCAAGACAUGGAUCGCUUGGUUGCUUUGGACAAGGCACUUAAAACAUGGGCCAAUUGGGUAGACACCAACAUUGACAGCACCAGAACCCAAGUCUUCUUUCAGUCCAUCUCUCCCACACACUACGACACAAAUGAAUGGAAUUUGGGUGCUGCUGCAACAACAACAUCAACAACAACAACAACGAGGAAUUGUUAUGGAGAAACGGCACCAAUUAGUGGAACAUCUUACGGGGGCAUAUACCCUGAACAAAUGAGGGUGGUGGACAGUGUGCUUAGGGACAUGCAAUACCCUGCAUACUUGCUGGACAUAACCAUGCUGUCGGAGCUGAGGAAAGACGGCCACCCUUCCAUCUAUAGCGGCGAUUUGAGCCCCGAGCAACGAGCCAACCCGGCUCGGUCUGCUGAUUGUAGCCAUUGGUGCCUUCCUGGAUUGCCUGAUACAUGGAACCAAUUGUUAUAUACUGCUUUGUUCUUCUAAGCACGUGUUUGCUAUUAGGCUAUGGCAUUUAAUUUUUAUGAUACAACUGAUAUAGAGAAGCAAAAUCUCCCCUUUCUUAGCUUCAAUUUGCAUUUAAGGCUAUACAAUAUGGAUGACUUCAUUCAUGAAGAUUAUGAUUGAUGA